CGAAUUUCACGAACGUCAGUUGGGAAAUACAAUAUGGCGGGCCUGAGUGCGUACAGAGAUCAGCAAUGGCAGGUAUAAAAAUGGUCUUAUUUACAUUUCACUUUGCGUGAAAAAUGUUUCUAAACCUUUAAUGUUUAUAUUUCAGGGUACAAGGGGCGAGCUCGAGUUAACAUUAGAAACAUCUUGCACACUUUACGUCGGAAAUUUGGCGUUUUACACAACAGAAGAACAAAUUUAUGAACUGUUUUCAAAAGUAGGAGAAGUGAAACUUGUAAUAAUGGGUCUUGACAGACAUAAAAAGACGCCAUGCGGGUUUUGCUUUGUUGAGUAUCCUUUUCAAAAUUCAAGUGAAGCCAAGAUGCCAGAAACUGACAUCUAGUGGGUAUGAAGGUUGUAAACAGUUUUCAUACCAUUUCCCAGCUAAAAUAUUCCCCAUCUUUUUUUUUUGAAAAAAUUUUUUUCAUGGCUUUGGCAGAUUUUUGCUGGGCGAUUUGCAGUAGAGUCCCGACAUCAAUAUUAACUAGAGAUGCAUAUUUCCUAUGGGCUAAUUUAGGCAAUUUGGUUCAAUAAUUAGUGUGACAACAUGCAGACGCCAUUUUGACACGCUGUAUGAGCAGCCCGCAACCACCUGGAGAAGAUAGGGUUGCACGGUCAAUCACGUUGAAAAAAUAAUAGGGUCGGCAGAAAAAAAUAGGGUCGGCAGAAAAAAAUAGGGUUGGUCGGGAACCGGAACCACAGUAUUUUUUUUACGCCUGAGUCACAAAAAGUGAGUUGUUAUAUCUGAGGCUUCAUAUAAAAUUAUUAAAAUUAAAAAAUGUCAAUUUCAACACCUCCCCAGGGGGUUCCUUGUCCAGAGAAAGUUUGCCUUUUGCAAAAUCAAAAGUGGUAGAAAAUAUCCUUUUUAACCCUAAAAUUGUGUGACUUGAUCAUGCGAGUCACAAUGAAAUGGCUGAUCUGGUGUUAGACAGAGUAAAAUAAUAAAGUAGGGCACAGUGCAACAUAAUCGGUUAAUCAAUCAUCCGACAAAAAUUUGCAAAUAUUUUACAAUUUAGCAGCAUUUCGAUGAUCUCUUUUUUGUCUCAAAAAUGACAAAUUAAAGAUAGCAAAUGGAGUAUUAUGUGUGUAUUCACUCUGACAUUGGUACGUACUGUCUUUGAUUGCUUAUUUUGCAGCAUGGGAUCUGAUUCUGUGCAUGAGCAAUUACAAGGCAGAUACUAAGGAUUUGUUUGCAAUCUAAUAAAAUGGUAUAAUUUGGUAUGCUUAAAGAAUGGGGAAAGUAAUUGUGGUGGACGAAUAACAUUUAAACAUUGGGAUAUGGUUUCAGAAGAAUAUCCAAAGCAAUUUUUCUUGUCAGCUAGACACAACUUGACAGUACGUAAUUAGUUAAGGGGUAAAAGCAGAAAGUACAAAGGUGUGACCUUGUUGUAUAAUCAAGCAUGUGCAUUGAAGGUUGAAUCGUUAAUAAAUUAUUUCAGUCAUUGUGAUUAAGUACAUAGAAACAAACAAGCAUAGACACAGAAAAAUACUACAUUUAUGUUAAAUUUGUGCAUGCCAUGAGAUAACUAUAAUAAAUAGAGGGAUAUUUACCCAUAUACUGUAUCUUACAAUGGCAUCACUUUAGUAAAUAUACAUGAAAGUUAAAGGUUAAAGCGCUGCACCGGAAUUGCAAUCACUGACACCAGAUGAUUUUACUGGUCAAAGGGAGAGUGCUAGCCUGCUCGCAGUCCGAAUUUGUUGCGCUGGAGCUUAUUGGGUUAACCAAAACAUGACAUAUUUAUUGUAAUAAAUACCAACCGUUAAAUGUGUCUAUAAACUAUCCAUUUUCAGUGGCCAUAUGGGUGUGAUUUCACCAGGAAUGUUACAUUUGAAAUGUAAGCAAAUGUGAAAAUGGCAGUAUAUUGUUCACUUAUGACUUUUAAUCUAAAUGUGAAGUUACCAUCCAUGUCACCAUCAGAUAUAUUCCACCUAAUGUAGAGUUAUCAAAAUAGACCUAGUUAUCCUUGACAGUACACAAGAUAUUACGAACAUGAAGAUGCAGAAAAUGCAACAAGAUAUAUCAACGGAACAAGACUUGACGAUAGGAUCAUACGAACUGACUGGGACACAGGAUUUAUCGAGGGCAGACAGUUUGGGAGAGGAAAGUCUGGGGGACAGGUAAACAUCUCCCAAAUUCAUAAACUCAUUUAUUUAAAUAAACCAAAAAUACUUCAGGUAUAGUAGCCAUUAAAAUAGAGGUUCAGAUUUUGACUACUAUAGCACUACCCUUACCGUUACCCAAUCGGAAGCAUUUAAUGUACCUGACCAACCAAUCAAAUGCGUAUUAAGCCUGCAUGCAAUGCGAAAUAGCGGUGUAGUGGUGAUCAAAUCUGAACCUCCCAAAUAAGUACUGCUCACUGGUCAUUGACUCAUUUCAAAUUGAAGUGAGUCGAUGACCAGUGAGCAGUACUUAUUUGAGAGGUUCAGAUUUAGUCACUGGUCAUUGCCCCUAAAUUUUCACUUUGUCUUUGAUCAGCAAAUAUUGUUGCUUAAUAGAAAUUGUAUGACCGGUAAUUUUUUGCUCAUGAAAAAUAGUGUAGACAAGUAUUAAACAAGCAGGGUUUUUUUUGGGUACGGACCCUCUAAUUUUCUUCAGGAACAAUUUUGUAAUUCUUCCAAAACUGAGGAGAAACUGGGAGGGAGGCGUAACAUCAUUCAUCUCUGACAUUAAAUAUAUUCAAUGCAUUCAUCUCUGACAUUAAAUAUACCAAGUCUGUGGCUUUCAAUAAUUUUGUGUUUUUAAUUUAAAUCAAGGAUCACACAAGAGGUUUUUGAUAAUACUUUUAUUUUAGCUACGUUUCGGAUAGUUUACUAUCCGUCCUCAGGCUAACAAAUGGCUUUCAGAUUAUCAUAAAACAUGUCUGAAGUGCAUGAAAUAGCAUUUCGCAGAUUCAUUAGCGUUGAAAUAGCAUUUCGCAUUCAUUUGCCUAGUUCUGUGUACGAUUAGACACCCCCCCCCCUUCGUUUGGGGCUGGCUACGCCCAUAGAAAAGAGAAGCACAAAACUAAGCAUGAUAAAACCUAGACUCUAGUUUUGUUGGACCACGAGUAAUGAAAUAGGGUUGAGUUUCAGUUUUUAUGAGAUUAAGUCAUGUACACAUGCGAAGCAAUAUCACGACAAUAACUUAAGUUAAUAAGGGAAGAGAUUAUUUCGCUGACCUCAGAGUGACAAAACGUAACAAAGCAACGGUUUUACUGACACUAACUCUACUCCAACUCUAACCCUUACCCUAACCUAGCCCUACUCCAAAUUUGUUUCUAAACCAAUCUUGGAGAAAAAAGUUUUGACGAAAUGUCCUCCUGAGGUCAGCGAAAUAGUUGAUGCCGACAAUAAGCCGCUACGGGAAUAAUUUCGAUAUCGUGUUUCCAUUGACGAUAACUUAACUAUUAUUUUUUCUAUUCUUUGCGUCCAAAGUCGUUAAUAAACUGCAGUACCAGCCUACCAGGCCUUAAAAUAUCGGUCGGUCACGGACAUAGUCUGACCCAUUCGUCAAAUUGCCCGACGUAGAGAGGAAACCACCGGACGUUCUGUCCGGGCCCUGUAAAACAAAUUGCUGCAUGCUCUUAUUAUUAUUUCAUAUAGAUACGUGAUGAAUACAGAACAUCCUAUGAUCCUGGUCGAGGUGGAAAGCCUAAAAGAGAAUCUCUAGAAAGUAGUGAUUCCGGUCCGCCUGUUGUUCAAAGUAGCGCCUGACAUUGACAGUGUAUAUACGAGGAUAUGGUCUUUAUCUUCAAUCAUUGCCAUGGCGUAUUGUAAAAACGAUGUUCCUCUGCUGAUUCGCUAAAGUUAUUGUGACAAGCAGUAAAAUAGUAAUAUCAGUCGUUCUUCUGUUGCAAGAAAGCAAUCAACUACAUUAAGUCCGUUUGUGAUUAUUUAAUCGAUAUUCUUACCAACUGCUUGAUAUCGACAUUAUCUGACCGUUUAGUUUCUUGGAGUGCCUCAGGCUCUUCAUUAUAUCAAUCUACUAAAUCCUUACUUCAUAUUCUACUGUACAUAUUAUAAUUAAUAACUACAACGUGAUAUGUUUAAAAAGUUUAACCUGCCAUAUCCUUUAAAUGAAAUUUUCAUUUUUAGUAGUAUAUGCAUGUGUAUAAUUAUAUAAAAAAAAUUUAAUAUUCGACGUUUUAGAGGUUGUUCAUGUCAUUUUUUAUCAUUCAUGCAUGUAACCAGUGGCAGUGAGCUCCCUGCAUAACUAGCUAGUAUAGGGGCCAUUCACAAAGGAUGUCCGAGCCGAGGGGGGUUUGGAAAAUCAGGACAAACUCG
Messenger RNA from Paramuricea clavata, 4299 nucleotides. The record is from the annotation of a GenBank genome assembly. Lineage: Eukaryota; Metazoa; Cnidaria; Anthozoa; Malacalcyonacea; Plexauridae.